AUGCGUUGAACUUGUUUGCGGUCUGUAGCGUCCCCAGCAUUUUGCUGGGAAACAUCUUUCUGAGGUGAAGAAGAGGAAUAUCGCCAUCGGGACUUCGCUAGAAUCCCCGCUCGAGCUUUCUUCGCUUUCCUUUCGGUGUUGUCGACUAGCUCAUCCGGCGUCCCUUGUCACCGUCUUCUCCACUCGUAGCUCCGUGCAACUGUCAAGAUGCCCCCGCGAGGACGAGGCCGAGGUGGCAGUCGUGGUGGUGGUGGCCACAAGGGACAGCGGCGCCACUUCACCAACCUGGAAGAGCUUGAGAGGGAGAAGGAGAAGGAGGAGAGGAAUCGCCAGUGGAGGGCACAGCGUGGUGAAGGCAAUGACGACGAGAGUGGCUCGGGCAAGAGCAGCAGUAGCAGCUCCGAGGAGGAGAGCUCAAGUGACGAGUCUGGCGAGGAGGGCGGAGGUGGCGAGGAGCAGGCCAAGGCCAAGGGUGUGGAGCACCUGAUUGAGGUGCAGAACCCGAACCGGGUCGAGAAGAAGCCCAAGAAGGUGGCCGAGCUGAACGAGAUAGUGGAAGAGGCACCACAGCUCUCGCGGAGGGAGCGGGAGGAACUGGAGAAGCAGCGUGCCAAGCAGCACUACCAGAUGCAUGCAGCGGGCAAGACUGAGGAGGCCCGGGCUGACCUCGCUCGCCUCGCCCUCAUCCGCAAGCAGCGUGAGGAGCAGGCGCGGAAAAAGGAAGAAGAGCUCAAAGCAUCGCGUAAGCUAGGGGGCACAUCAAGUGGUCAGAAGGCCGAACCCAUCCAAGGGUAUCUGUCCCAAGCUUUGUGGCCAGCAUGA
Messenger RNA from Rhipicephalus sanguineus (brown dog tick), 822 nucleotides. RefSeq names its product 28 kDa heat- and acid-stable phosphoprotein-like. Lineage: Eukaryota; Metazoa; Arthropoda; Arachnida; Ixodida; Ixodidae. Gene Ontology annotation, molecular function: RNA binding. Gene Ontology annotation, cellular component: cytosol. The record is from RefSeq and is a predicted model, not a curated record.